AUGCCCUCGAUCAACUCUGGCAGAGCGACAUUUGCAUUCCCAGACGAGAUCCUUCCUACGAGCACGGUGCUCGCCGAGAUCUGCGAGUCAACUUUGUUGAAAGAAGAUAUAACACGGGAGAUCGGGCUGGAGUCGGAUGAUGCUAUGAUCGGCUUCUGGUCGACAACCGCGGCGGUCGAUGUCGCUGCUAGAAGCGAAGCUCCUGCUAGGAAGCCGGAGGAAAUGCGUAGCGAGACGAUUUGA
Recurvomyces mirabilis is the source of this 243-nucleotide messenger RNA. RefSeq lists its product as uncharacterized. The record is from RefSeq and is a predicted model, not a curated record. Lineage: Eukaryota; Fungi; Ascomycota; Dothideomycetes; Mycosphaerellales; Teratosphaeriaceae. Bases 1 to 243 code for a protein of 80 amino acids. The transcript has a single exon.